Molecule: messenger RNA, 5039 nt
Organism: Sander lucioperca (pikeperch)
Lineage: Eukaryota; Metazoa; Chordata; Actinopteri; Perciformes; Percidae
Gene: pdik1l
Product: PDLIM1 interacting kinase 1 like
Exons: 3
Coding region: 275-1300 (341 amino acids)
Biological process (GO): axon extension; autophagy; positive regulation of autophagy
Cellular component (GO): autophagosome; cytoplasm
Molecular function (GO): protein serine/threonine kinase activity; ATP binding
Source: RefSeq, a predicted model, not a curated record
GUGAUGGUCACGGUGGGCUUCAUUUGUUUAUUUAAAUUGUAGGCCAUCGUUCCUUCAAACAGGAGUUUAUUUUGAAAUGUGUAGCCGGAAGUCGCCUCAUUCUGUCCACCUCUGCGCUGCACUGCACAGCAGCUGCACGCUCUCACGUCCAGUGUUUGAAAAAGCUCCUUGGUUUGACUGUGUGAGCAGAACGUGUGCGGCGGUAAUGGCUGCCAGGGAGAGUGAGGAAGACAACAAAUGAACCCCUGAGAAACGAGUCAAAGUGAGGACUAGGAUGGUAAGCAGCCAGCCGAAGUACGAGCUGAUCCAGGAGGUGGGGCGUGGCAGUUACGGCGUGGUCUAUGAGGCAGUGGUGAAGCGCACAGGGGCCCGCGUGGCGGUGAAGAAGAUCCGCUGCCACUCUCCAGAGAAUGUGGAGCUGGCACUGCGGGAGUUCUGGGCCCUCAGCAGCAUCCAAAGCCAGCACCCCAACGUCAUCCACCUGGAGGAAUGUAUCCUGCAGCGGGACCAGCUGGCCCAGAGGAUGAACCACGGCUCCAGCUCCCCGCUCUACCUGGAGCUGGUGGAGACGUCUCUGAAAGGCGAGAUCACGUUCAACCCGUGCUGUGCCUACUACCUGUGGUUCGUCAUGGACUUCUGCGAUGGCGGCGACAUGAACGCCUACCUGCUGUCCCGCAAGCCCAGCCGCAAGACCAACACCAGCUUCAUGCUGCAGCUGGGCAGCGCGCUGGCCUUCCUGCACCGCAACCAGAUCAUCCACCGCGACCUCAAGCCCGACAACAUCCUCAUCUCCCAGGCCUGCACGCCGGCCGGCCUGUCCGAGCCCACGCUCAAGGUGGCCGACUUCGGCCUAAGCAAGGUCUGCUCGGCCUCGGGGCUUAGCUCGGAGGAGCCGGCCAGUGUCAACAAGUGCUUCCUGUCCACGGCGUGCGGCACAGACUUUUACAUGGCCCCGGAGGUCUGGGAGGGCCACUACACUGCAAAAGCGGACAUCUUCGCCCUGGGCGUGAUUAUCUGGGCCAUGGUGGAGCGCAUCACCUUUGUGGACGUGGAGACCCAGAAGGAGCUGCUGGGGAGCUAUGUGCAGCAGGGCUCGGAGAUCGUGCCCUUAGGCGAGGCCCUGCUGGAGAACCCAAAGAUGGAGCUGCUGAUCCCUGCCAGGAAAAAGAGCAUGAACAGCCACAUGAAGCAGCUGAUCAGGGAGAUGCUGUCGGCCAACCCUCAGGAGCGGCCCGACGCCUUUGAACUAGAGCUCAGACUGGUCCGUAUCGCCUGCAGAGAGCUGGACUGGGACACGUGAUGGACGAGCAACACGGCAGCACAGACUCAGCCGAUCAAGCUAAUGUACACAUCUUCAUCAGCUACUGCCAACCUACAUCACAUAACGGGAUUCCUCUUUUGUUUUGUUUUUUAACUAGGGAACAAUAAAUAGAAUAGUCAUUGUCUGUUUUAAUGGCUAAAUGUCAUCCACUAUUCCAAGCACAUGCAGUCCUCUACUAGCGGUGUCUUUUCCUAUUGGAAGGGAAGAGGUGUGACAUCCACCGCUGCUGCUUCUCAGAAUUGGAGCUUAGUCUCAGGCUAAUCACAUCACAGCUUCCACUUCCUCCUCACUGAAUCACUUGAGCGCGCUGGAAGAGCAAAAAUGACCAAAACUCCUGGAUUCAAUUAGAAGAGAAAGUCAAAGUGGCAGUGAGACCGUUUGUCUACAAAUACCAUCUUGGACUCGGUGCUAAUUGUUAAAUGCUAACUAAAAUGCAAUAUGAGACGUUAUCCUGUGAUCAAUACAGCGUGCAUUUAAUCCAAAGGGCCAGUAUUAACACACAAUCGCCUCAAUGUUUUGGAUGUCGGAAGGCUGUGACAGAACCUGACUCAAGAACUGAUUUCAGCCUGGCACAGGACUACCAGCACUAAUAUUUACAUCUAGAUUCGAUUCUGUUAUUGGCAUCAAAUUCAGGUAUGCCCUGGUUGCUCAGGUAAUAAAAAACAUACAGCAUGAUGGUAUUUGUAGGCAAACAUCUACUAUCACGGUCAGUUUUGCUCAGUAGUCUGGGGGGGGGGGGGGGGAAAUACCAAACUUUGGUGCUUGAAGAUGACAUUUUUUUUCUGUGGGGGGGUGGUAGAUACACACCCCUUACCAGUAUACCAGAAUGUAUCAGGACAGGUCACCUUUAUUUAUAUAGAGCCUUAAAUACAAAACACUUGGGGAGGAGAGCUUAAAUGAUAAUACUGGUUUAUUCCAACUUGGUUCUUACUUUCAUAGUUUUGGCCAUUGUUCCUGUUGGUAAUACCAUUGUACUGACAAUAGCCCCUUUCACACAGCCUGUUCGAUGCGCGAGUGUUGCGCCAUUAUUCCGCUUGGCCGUUCUGUAUGAAAGCAGGAUCGGUCCGCGUACAGUAAAGGCAACGUUUGUUUGGUAGAUUGCUCUUAAACACAUUCAGAGAGGAUUUGUGCUAUAAGUGCUAUUUUUAAUCCUCAAUUCUUGUCAUUUUGGUGCUGGUGAUUUUCCUAUGGGGUUGGCUAAAACCGCUUUGGGCGGUGCCAAAAAAUCCUCUAUGCAGGAAAAACCCUUCACACCCCCCCCCCCCCCACACACACACACACACACACACACACGCAGACACGCAGACACACACACACACACACACACACACACACACACACACACACACUAGACGCAGACACUGUCGUGUUACACGUCACGUCUCUGUGGCCUGAAGACAGUCACUGGCAGAUUUUCUUGGCUGUAGCCAGCUAAUGUUAUCCAAUUAACUCUGUCUCCGACUGACUUUUGAAUGUUUUCUGGUGCUCACUCAGCUUUGUCUGUGCAACACGCUCGUUUUUUCGGUUUCGGCUCCGAUUGAAGUGGUUUAGGUACUCUAUUGGCUUGUUUACAACCAGUCUGGUGGUGUAUCUUGCCCCAUUGUCAUCAUAGCCAAUAGAAAUAAUGUCCCAGACUGACAACAAAAACCAAAAGUGAAACCAGAAUUUUUUUUUUUAAUAUAAGAAAACCCAAACAACGGAGCACACUACAAUAAGCAGGCUGGCCUCUGUUCAAAAGAGCGACUCCCUCACACAUGGCAAACUAAAUCUGCUCUUAAGAGAAAUCCCUAUGUUGCCUAAACAUAAAUUUAAUUAUCUGAAGGGUAAGCUGCCUGUAUUACAAGAGCAGUGACAUGAAUAUUCACAUCGGAGUCCAUUUAGACCCGAAUGAGAGAAGAAAAAAAAAAAAGGCGAGGGAUUCAGUGAAUGUCACUGAAAGCACUUUUAUUUAGUUUAUAUUUAUUCAUCAUAACUACCUACUGCAUUAUAUGGAGGAGCUGUGUGAGGCUGGAAUCAGUGUGAUAACUGCCUCGGUAUUUGUUUAUCAGGCCAACCCAAUGUCAGCCAACAGUCUACUUAUGCAUGCAGUGCCUCUCACCUUCAGGGAAGACGUGAGAGAAGACACCACCACACACAAUCCUCCAUGAGCCAGAGGAUCUCUGCUUUUAUUCUAUGCUUUUUUUUUUGAUACAUAAUGUUGUUGUGUUUAACUUGAUCUCCAUACUGUGUCACUGCUCCUCGUUUCCUUUGGCUCUGGAUCUUACAGUAAUCCCUUUCUUCAUGCUUCUGACAGGCUAAUUCUAAGCCUAUUAAGUUGUUGCAGCAUUUGGCAGAGGAUCAUGCACGGGACCCCUUUUUUCCUUUCACGUCAUACAUAAUUUUUGCACUUUUUUGUUUAUUUUUUUUACAAAUUUUACAGGAAUCUGUAAAACCAAACAAUCCUGGCAUCUUCUUUACUCUCAAACUCUGGUGGAAAAUAACCAAUUUCUUUUAACUUGUUGCCAAUAUUUAUCUGCUAGAUGGCCUUCAAUUCUCCCCUUAGCUGUAAGAGUUUUAUUUCCUGUCAUGAUGCGAUUGAGAUUUGCCUUAAUUUCUGAAAUUCCUGGCCUCAUUGAUAUUGCACUCGAACACAGAAUUGGCAGAAGUUGUGCUUGAGACGACGCACCGCGUUUCACUGACUCAGCGCGGUGCUUCGGUAUGAAUAGCAAUACCGCAAAUCAGUAUUAAAACCUGCAGGGCUCCCGUACUGCUUCGGGCAAUGUUGGGCUUUUGUGGCUUUCUGUUUCAUGAGCAGCAAAGUUUGGACUCAAAAGUAGGUCACCCAUAUCCGCGGCGCUCUAAGCAGAGCAGAGGAUGAUGGGUAGAGUCAUUUCCGGACAGAUUUCUUAGUUCAACCUUUCUAGACAAGGGGGGUGGAGAGAGGGGGGUGGGGAGGAGGAAGACAGUUGGCUUCCUGUGGGGUUUGAGACAUUUGCCAAACAAGUUCUCGGUCUGUGGCAUUAAGAGAUUUCACCCUUUUGAUUUGUUGUAUUCAAUUCUUUUGCACAUGUGUAAAUACUGUACAGGAUCAAUGGGGGGGGGGGGGAAAGAGAGAAAUGAUCAAAGGUUGAUGUACAUUGGACUGGAUGUGCUCUGUUUUCAAGAGCCUGACUUGUUUGACAUGUAAAUUGCUGUGAUGGAUUCAAUUUGACUUCAGCUCUUAAUUCAGCUUCAGUUCACUUGGAAAAGAUGUGAUAUAUUUACAGGUUGAUGCUGUCGGUGUGCUAAUGAUAACUAUGUUUUUCAUUUGCCUUUUUAGUUUGUGAUUUUUGUGUACACAAAAGCAGUUAUAUAAAGUGGGUCAGCUCGAAUUGUCGAAACUUUUCUGUCUGGUACCGGGCUAUUCUGGAAAUGGAACAGCAGUUUUUGUUGGAGUUUUGGGACAUCAAUCAAACCUCGCCACAUUGCCAGCCCUGAUCCAGGACCAGCAUACAACAUACUGCCGUACUGCUUUGCCAUCUCCCGGGACUCGGACAUUUCGGUCACCGAGUGGCUCAUAGAAUCUGUUAUGGGAAGAACGUUAAAAAUAAAAACUUCGCCGCAUGGUUGGAAAUCUUUUCAGCGACUAGAUGGAGAAAUAAAACUACGUUAGGCAGGUUUAAAUUUACAGAAAACAUGACGAGAUUACUUUUUAGCUUCUUUACUGCUCGGCAGCAGGGUUACUAUAGUGAACUAAAAC